AUGGCCAGCUUCGACGCACAGAGCCUGCGCCCCGACAUUGCGAGCAUCCUCGACCAAGCAGAUCGCUCGAGCGUGUCCGCAAAGGCCGUCCGCAAGGCUCUGCAGGCCAAGUACCCGAACCUCGACAUCAAGGCGCACAAGCAGGCGAUCGACUCGGUGACGACUGAGCUCUUCACGUCGGGCGGGAACGGCGACGGCGGUCACGGGCACGAGGACGCCGACGUCAAGCCCAAGCUGCCUUCGUUCCAGAAGCUCAAGCGCUCGCGCUCGCCGUCCGCCAACGGGUUCGCGCCCGAGCCGACCUCGUCGCCCGCUUUCGCCCUCGCCACCACCUCGAAGAGCAAGAGCAAGGCCGAGGAGGACGACGCGGCCAUGGCGCGCCGGCUCCAGGCCGAGUUCGCGUCGCAGAGCGCCGGCCGCACGACGCGCAACGGCACGACCUCGUCGGCGUCCAAGAAGCGGACGGCGGGCGGCAAGAAGAAGAGCAAGGCGCGCGUGAGCGACGACGAUAGCGAGGGCGGAGGAGGAGCGGCGCCCAAGAAGAAGAAGCGCAAGGCGAACCCCAAUUCCGGGUUCAACAAGUUCCACCUGCUCUCGCCCGAGUUGGCGGCCAUCUGCGGCGAGGAGGUGGCGAGCCGGCCGAGGGUGACCAAGCUCAUGUGGCGCUACAUCAAGGCGCACGACCUCCAGGACGCCAACAAGCGCACCGACAUCCUGCCCGACGAGACGCUGCAUCGCGUCCUCCCCUUUGCGCGCAUCAACUCGUUCACGAUGGCCAAGCACAUCAGCCCGCACCUGUUCCCCUUCGACCCCGAGCAGCACGCGCACCUCGUCCCGCCGCCCUCGGACGACGAGGAGCCCGCUGCGCCCUCGUCGACGCUCGCCGCCUCGUCCGACGACGACGACGUCAAGGACAAGAAGCCGAGGGCGGCGGCCCGUGCGCCGACGGCGGACAAGGCGGGCGUGAGGGGGUCGGGCAGGGGCCUGAGCAAGGAGGAGGUCGACACGGAGGACGAGGAGAGCGAUUAGAGGGUCGGGGCGCGAGGGGAUGGGCGUGGCGAGG
Messenger RNA from Rhodotorula graminis WP1, 1063 nucleotides. RefSeq lists its product as uncharacterized. The transcript is spliced from 8 exons. The coding region runs from base 1 to 1029 and encodes 342 amino acids. The record is from RefSeq and is a predicted model, not a curated record. NCBI's taxonomy places the organism in Eukaryota, Fungi, Basidiomycota, Microbotryomycetes, Sporidiobolales, Sporidiobolaceae. Gene Ontology annotation, cellular component: nucleus.